This is a messenger RNA of Alosa alosa (allis shad), 3964 nucleotides long. RefSeq names its product sodium channel subunit beta-4-like. The record is from RefSeq and is a predicted model, not a curated record. Gene Ontology annotation, cellular component: voltage-gated sodium channel complex; membrane. Gene Ontology annotation, molecular function: transmembrane transporter binding; sodium channel regulator activity. The transcript has 7 exons. NCBI's taxonomy places the organism in Eukaryota, Metazoa, Chordata, Actinopteri, Clupeiformes, Clupeidae. Bases 411 to 1112 code for a protein of 233 amino acids. Gene Ontology annotation, biological process: cardiac muscle cell action potential involved in contraction; regulation of sodium ion transmembrane transporter activity; regulation of ventricular cardiac muscle cell membrane repolarization.
GUGUCAGGAUCGAAUGAACAAAUCCAAAUCCCUGCCACACCUUCCCUCUCCUCUCCUCUCCUCUCCUCUCUUUGACUACACAGCCGGCUGACUGCCCUCUCUCCUUCAGCCUGCUGACUGCCCUCUGCCUGGACAUACUCACCUGCGCAGUGAAAAAGGGCUGUUGUAAGGGGUCAGAAGCUAGCCAGACGGAAUCAGGCCAGACGGAACCUGGUCCACUACCAGAGCCAGACGGAACACGGAACACAUACAGGCAUCACAAAGGCUCUGGCAGCGCCUCUCGCUUGGAACUUUCAGCGUCACAACUCUUAUUGCGAAAAAGGGAAUUGGGACCAAACGCUACCAGCGACAGAGCCUGGUGUGGAACGUCCAGCCGAAGCGGUACAGGACGUGGACGCAGACACGCAGCCAUGGAGGCCAGGAGUACCGGUGUCCAGCCCCGGAGCACGCUGUUCUCAACCCGCCUGAAGACCAGUCUGCUAGUCACACUCAUCCUGGGUGUGUGGUAUGGCCAGGCUCUGGAGAUGAUCACAGGAAAGAUCCCUUACCUGGAGGCGGUCAACGGCAGCACCGUCCUGCUGCCCUGCAAGUACGCCAGCUGUGUUGGCAUCCAGGACCUCUUCUUCCAAUGGUCCUUCAACGACACCGACCCGGCCAACAGGCUGUGUGACGCUGUGAUUAAGGACGAGUUCACAGAGCCUCGACACCUAAACAUCUACAAGGACCGGGUGGAGUUUGUAGGCUCCACCAAGGACCAGAAUGUCUCCAUCUUGCUCUGGAAUAUCACCUUUGAGGAUGGAGGGGUCUACACCUGCUAUGGCAAGAACCCCAAAGAGAAGGGCAGAUUCCACAAUGCCACCUUCACCCUGGUGGUGGUCGAUGAACUGAAGGUGGUGGAUAACAGUCUGGGUAUCCUGAUCGCCUCUUGUGUGGGAGGCUUCAUCGGCCUGCUCGUGUGCUACGCUCUGAUAAAGAACUUGACUCUCUUCAUUAUUGCAAAGUUAGACGAGAAAAAUAAAGAGUGCCUUGUGACGUCUUCAGGGAUCGAUAACACAGAAAACGGCCUCUCAGGAUCCAAAUCGACGCCCAAAGCCACACCAAAGAAAGCCUGAGAGCCUGCAUGUAUGUAGAUUCCCAUAGAACAAAAACAAAACAAAACAAAACAAAACAAAACAAAACAAAACAAAACAAAACAAAACAAAACAAAACAAAACAAAACAAAAUCAUCCAAAACACAGUACCCUCCCUCUUGACUCAUACCUCUGCAGAACGAUGCCAAAUGCAGGAGGGACAUGAGACGAGCACCCCCUUCAGGCUAAACACCUCUCCAGUCCUCCUGCUUCCAUUUACCACACUAGGCACGAAACAUGAAAGCCCACACUGAUCCACACUAAGCAAUAGGCUACAACCACACCUCCUGUAUUUCCACAUCGUUUGAUUUGUCUAACAGCCUUUCGUGUUGUGGUAUCGCUGCUUCUUUUUCCCCUGCAAUGUAUAUGCUUAGAGAACUUCUCUUAGUGCAACAUUUUGUUUCUUUUAUGGCACCUUAUCCUUUCGAGUGCACUAGUGCAAAGGGAAAGUGGAUGCCAUCUGUGGCUCCUGGUCUAGAACUGUGGUGCUUCUUUUGCAGAUGCAGCUAUAGGACAUAUCAACUCAUGCUUCUCUCUCAGGUGUAUGAAUCAAUUUGGAGGGAACUCUUCAUUUCUGCAUAUAUUUCUAUAUGCACUUGUGUGGUCGAAUGGUACACAGAACCAUGUGGGACUGUUUUUCUUAUGAUAAUGUAAAGAAAUAGUAAUAUAGCAUAUAUUUAUUUUAUGCAAACUAUGCUUGAGACAGGGAUAAAUGUAAGCUAUUCAUUGUUUUUCUUCUGGGCUGGAUAAGGAGCAACCCCCUCUCUAUCUCUCUUUCUCUCUCCUAGUUCUUAGUUAAAAACGGUCAGUGAACCUGUCCAAUCCUGCACAGGUUCACUUACGCACCUCUCUGACAGGUAAAAUAUUGUCCCUCCCUCUCUCUCUCUCUCUCUGUCUCUGUCUCUCUCUCUCUCUCUCUCUCUCUCUCUCUCUCUUCUUGCUCAUCUGUUUUCCUCACACCAUCCCUGAAAGUUGUUUUGCCCUUACCUCAGCUCUUAGCUGGAUCGCAUGUAUUCCCCAGGGAACAUCGCAAGUUUGUCUAUUGUGGCCCACACGUCCCACAGGCAUUAGUUAACUGCUCCCAGGACAGAUGUCGACCAGAGCUGUUACUCAGCUGUGCUUCGUUUGUGUCCUUUCGGCCACACUGUGCAGCCACACCCUCUAUCGGGAGUCAAGGAUAACUCCCUCUGUCUGUGCAGGAACGCUUGGCUAGAGGAAUCUGGUUAAUGAGAUUCCUAAAAUAGUCAACAUUAGCAGAAGGGCCUGCCUGCUGUGUGGUGGAUGCAAUAAACUGUUGGUAUUCUCUCUUCCCGUACAGUCUAUUUUGAGCAGUACAGAGAGGUAAUGCAAUCCUGUAGCCUUGAUGCAGUUGUAAUGCAAUUGCCAAGGUUACCACAGUGAUGUACCAUUGAGAGUGCGUGGGCCCCUCAACUCAGUUUUUCAUUCUUUCCAUACUCUACUACAUGCACAACCUGAACUACCCGUUCAGCACUUUUCCUUAGUCACCUAUUCUAGGAAGGGGGGCUGAGGUGAAAAAUUAUGGGGAAUGAAGGGCACUGCUUCUGGUUCAGCCCAGGGACAUUCUUUAUUUUUAUGUUUUGCUUGCGAUGACAAAAAAAAAAAAAAACACAGGUGCCUGUAAGCGCUUCUAUCGCCACCUGCUGGUGGAAAGGACUAAGUAAUGCAAACAAAUACAUGCAAAACAUAAACGCUGCAAAAAGAAACAAAAAGAAAAUGUUUAAAAAGAUGCAAAACUUAUAAAAAGGACAGAUAAAAUACACGCAGAUGAAUGAACCUGACAAUCCCAUCCGAAGACCCAUGCUCCUUGAUAAAUGAAUGAAUCUCUUAAAAGCUACAGUUAACCAAUGUAUUUUAGCAUGUUCUAAUGCCAGAUUUAUAGAUACACAAAGCUCCUAACAGUAGAAAUAUACUUGAUGUUUUUUUCACUUGAAACCCAGAAUGAAUCAUAUAUUACCAACCACGUAUUUAGAGGUCGGUUCAAACUUUUUUCAUGUCAAAGUAGUUUAUGCUUACUAAUCAUGCUUUACAAUAACACAUAAUUCUGUGUGUGUGUGUGUGUGUGUGUGUGUGUGUGUGUGUCUGUCUGUCGUCUGUCUGUCUGUGUGUAUAUUGUGUCCUAAUAAGUGAUGGUGAGUGUGUGAUGAUGUGUAUGAGUGUAUGAGAGAGUGUGUAAGUGCAUGCAUAUAUCUGCCUAUGGCUCACGUGGAGCAGUGUCAGAGAGUCUGCUGUGGAUCGUUUAGGGCUGUAAUGUACCUGCCAGGGCUUUGAUCUGAACUGUUACCUAAUUAUAAUUAACGACAGCUCUGAGAAGCAUGCUCUCUGGCCUGUACCCCAGGAGUAUCGUAUCCAAGCCCACAGAACUGAGUUGGGAGCCCAAUGCUCAGUGAUGAUCCAGCAAAGUGGUACUCAUAGGAGGUUUAUACCGAGAGCUUGUAAACAUGAAUGUACACAUACAUUCACAUACAUCACAUAUACACACACACACAUUCACACACAUAUUUCACACACACACACACACACACACACACACACACACACACACACACACACACACUGCACCUACAAACAUACAUAUGCAUUACAUUUCUGUUUGUAGCUACAUUUAUGCAACUGCUCAGACCAACUGCUAAAUAAUUUCCUACAAAUGUAAGGUAAUGGCAAUAACACAUUCUGUGCAUUGGCGUAAAGAAAAGACAAUGGAGUGACAAGGACUAGGAAGCAAAAUCAGUCAUAUAUAUGGGGACGUCUAAAGUGAGAUGCUACUGCAAGACUGGAUAGUUCCUACACCUGCAGAACACCUGUGUAAACAGGUC